AAUUAAAGAAGAGAAAGUAGUGAGAGUGAUGAUGAGGGGUCCCUAAAUAAUAAAAAGAUCAAAAGCCAAACAAACUACAGAGUGUUGUGCAAUUAUUCAUACCAUGCCAUGAAUUUCAUCCCAAAGCUAAAUAUAUAGCUAGCUAGCAUUGCAUUCAAAAGUGGACAAAAAAGAUUUUAUAAAAAAUAAUAGCAAAAUAUUAAAGUGGGAUAAGCAAGCUUUUCAUUAAAUAAAUAAAUAUUGGUCCAUAAACUAAAACACAGAGAGAGAGAGAAAGAGAGAGAAGGUGCUCUGGUUUGAAUUGAAGAAGAUGAUGAUGAGGAAAAGCAUAAGGUGCUGCAUAUCUUGCAUUCUACCAUGCGGAGCCUUGGACGUAAUAAGAAUAGUUCACUCCAAUGGCAGGGUGGAGGAGAUCAGCGGAGCAACCAUCAAAGCCAGCGAAAUCAUGAAGGCACACCCUAAGCACGUGCUCAAGAAGCCAUCUUCACCUUCCGCCGCCGCACCUCUUCCAAACAUCGUCGUCGUCCCUCCCGACGCCCUCCUCCAGCGUGGUAAGAUUUACUUCCUCAUGCCACUCCCCUCCCCUCCUCCCGCCGAGAAAAACCAUAACCGCCGCCGCACCUCCUCCACCAAGAAGAAAGCUAGGAAGGAAGAAACCACCGCCACCACCACCAGCAACAAUAAUAAUAAUAGCAGCAGCGUGGUUGUGUCUUGUGACCGGUACUUGACGGAAAUAAUGUCGGAGAAGAUUUCGACGCAGCGGGACAGAAGAAGAGGCCGCGUCGCUGUGUGGAGACCUCACUUGGAGAGCAUUUCGGAGUCCUCAUCGUCAUCGUCACCACCAUCAACAACUCAACUCUAACGACGGUUUCUUCGCCACGUUUUUUCUUUUUCUUCUUGUCUCUCCUCUAUUCAAGUGUGUCUUCCAUGAUAUCCAUAUAUUAUAGGGUUCGUUCAAGGCAUAUAUUAAUUUCCAACCUUCCAAUCUCUUCUUUUUC
Molecule: messenger RNA, 998 nt
Organism: Arachis duranensis
Lineage: Eukaryota; Viridiplantae; Streptophyta; Magnoliopsida; Fabales; Fabaceae
Exons: 1
Coding region: 311-862 (183 amino acids)
Source: RefSeq, a predicted model, not a curated record